Lampris incognitus (smalleye Pacific opah) is the source of this 1347-nucleotide messenger RNA. Its product is annotated as intermediate filament protein ON3. Gene Ontology annotation, cellular component: keratin filament. Bases 1 to 1347 code for a protein of 448 amino acids. The transcript has 10 exons. Gene Ontology annotation, biological process: intermediate filament organization; keratinization. NCBI's taxonomy places the organism in Eukaryota, Metazoa, Chordata, Actinopteri, Lampriformes, Lampridae. The record is from RefSeq and is a predicted model, not a curated record. Gene Ontology annotation, molecular function: structural constituent of skin epidermis.
AUGAGUCUGAGUCGUACCAAGCGGAUCAGCUCCAGCAGCUCAGUGCGCUGCAGCGGUGGCAGUGGGAGGAGGCUGAGCGGCUUCGGCCCUGGUGUGGCGGUGUUCAGCGGCCUCUCCCUGAGCAGCAGCUCGCUGUAUGGGGCCACCAACGGCCAUCAGCCCAGCCUGGGCACCCCGCUGGCUUCCCUGUCGGUCAACAAGAGUCUGCUGGCGCCCCUCAAUCUGGAGAUCGACCCAAGCCUGUCGAUGAACCGAGCCCAUGAGAAGGAGCAGAUCAAGAGCCUCAAUAACCGCUUCGCCUCUUUCAUAGACAAGGUGCGCUUCCUGGAGCAGCAGAAUAAGAUGCUAGAGACCAAGCUAGAGUUGCUGCAGGGCCAGAUGGUGGGCCGCUCCAAUGUGGAGCCCUUGUAUGAGGCUUACAUGGCUGGCCUGAGGCGUCAGAUGGACCUAGUCAACAAUGACAAAACCAAGCUUGAUGGAGAGCUGAGGAACAUGCAGGGUCUGGUCGAGGACUUCAAACACAAAUAUGAAGAUGAGAUCAACAAAAGAAACAACUUAGAGAAUGAUUUUGUCAUCCUUAAGAAGGAUGUGGACUCAGCCUAUCUAGUGAAGGCAGACCUGGAAGACAAGGUGGGAGCUCUGACAGAUGAGAUCAACUUCCUUCGCAGCGUCUAUGAGGAGGAGCUGCGUGAGCUGCAGGCCAGCAUCAAGGACACUUCAGUGGUGGUGCAGAUGGACAACAGUCGCAGCCUCAACAUGGAGCAGAUAGUGGCUGAGGUCAAACUCCAGUAUGAGGAGAUCGCAGCCCGCAGCCGAGAGGAGGCAGAAGCCUGGUACAAGAGCAAGUUUGACCAGAUGGCCGUGCAGGCUAUCCAGUUUGGAGAUGAGCUUCGCAUUGUGAAGGGAGAGGUUGCUGAAGUCACCCGACUGAUCAGCAGGCUGCAGAGCGAGAUAGAGGCUGUCAAAGGACAGCGGGCCAGUCUGGAGAACCAGCUAGCUGAGUCUGAGGAGCGCGGGGAGCUGGCUGUCAAAGAGGCCAAAGCCCGGACCAGGGACUUGGAGGAUGCCCUGCAGAGGGCCAAACAGGACAUGGCCAGACAGCUCCGAGAAUACCAGGACUUGAUGAACUUGAAACUGGCUCUGGACAUUGAGAUCGCCACCUACAGGAAGCUGCUGGAGGGGGAGGAGGACAGACUUGGACAGCAGUCAAUCCUCAACAUCCAGUCUGUCUCCAACUACAGUGCCAAGAGUACUAAUGGUUAUCACAGUAACAGUAGCUCUCCUGCCGGUAAACUGCUGAUAAAGACAACCGAGACCAGAGACAGCUCCCGAUUCAGCAUUCACUGA